Cadophora gregata is the source of this 1815-nucleotide messenger RNA. RefSeq lists its product as uncharacterized. The record is from RefSeq and is a predicted model, not a curated record. The coding region runs from base 1 to 1815 and encodes 604 amino acids. Gene Ontology annotation, molecular function: cystathionine gamma-synthase activity; pyridoxal phosphate binding. NCBI's taxonomy places the organism in Eukaryota, Fungi, Ascomycota, Leotiomycetes, Helotiales, Ploettnerulaceae. The transcript is spliced from 3 exons. Gene Ontology annotation, biological process: transsulfuration.
AUGUCGGUCAUUGAACUAGGGGAGUCGCUUCCAGCGCUGACGCCUCAUGCGACAAGUGUUUCCCUCCCCAAAUGGAGCGACAACAUUGGCUAUGAAGAGGGCCAAGAAAGAGUUUUGAGCAAGUUGGUGACAGGCUACCCUCGGUUUUUCAUCCAUAAGCUCAUUGCCGCCUUUGCUGAGGAUAUUGUCACGAAGUUCGGCAUUCCUGGUGAACAAGCAAUGCUGUUCCCAUCCACUAGGACUGCUAGGAGAUGUGUGGACUUCAUGCACUCAAGAGAUUCAUCAAUAUCUGCCGAACGGAUCCGUGUAGUUGAUCUUGUGCUGGACGUGAGUCGGACAGAUUCAGAGAUGCUUAAGAAGCUCUCACCAGCCAUAUCCGCUGUCAUAUAUCCCAAAGAUUUCUUUCCCCUUGCCAAACAGUACUGGCAGCAUUCAGGCGAUGGCGUUCAGAGCAGACGCGCUGAGUUCUGCCACGGACUUUUCCAGGAAGGAAUUUUGGUGGAGAAGUCUGUUCUUCAACCCCUCGCCAAUGGCUUCCACAAAGGGCCAAAACGAUACCAGAAAGGAUCCAUUGAUAAAACACCGCCCAAAGCACAACAAAACGGAACAGAUGUUACCAAUGGACCUAGUGAUUCUGCGCCGAACGGAUCUUCUGAGAACCGCGAGAGCUCGCAGUUCUUGGAAGAACGUUUCGGUCGUAAUCUUGAUGUGUCAUUUGUUGACAACGCCAAGUCUGCGAUCCGACGUCGUAUUGCAGGUUCUCUCAUAGGAGAGGUCGACCUGUCCGCAACACCAGGUCCAUGUAUGGGCUAUAAUAGCCGUGGGAUGGCUGACAUCUCAGAGAGCGAUGUCUAUCUUUAUCCAUGUGGAAUGAACUCUAUCUUCCAUGCUCAUCGUAUGAUGCUGGAAGCCAGAGGACAGAUGAAGAGCAUUGCCUUCGGCUUUCCUUACGUUGAUACGUUGAAGAUCUUGGAAAAGUUUGGCCCAGGCUGCGUUUUCUACGGAAAUGGGGAGUCAGAAGACCUUGAUGACCUCGAAUCUCGACUAAAGUCGGGAGAGCGAUUUCUUGCACUAUUUUGCGAGUUUCCAGGAAAUCCAAUGUUGAAGUGUCCAGAUCUUCAACGAAUUCGGAAGUUGGCCGACGAAUACGAUUUCGGGGUGGUCGUGGAUGAAACCAUCGGAAAUUUUAUCAACGUUCAUGUUCUACCUUACGCAGAUGUGGUGGUUAGCAGUUUGACCAAGAUAUUCUCAGGGGAAUGCAAUGUUAUGGGAGGCAGCACCAUAUUGAACCCUCGAGGUCGAUACUACGAAGCAAUGAAAAAGGUUGCUGAAGUCGAGUACGAGGACAAUUGUUGGGCAGAAGAUGCAAUCUUUAUGGAGCGUAACAGCCGCCACUUCGUAUCCAGGAUCGAGAAAAUCAAUGGAAAUGCUGAAUUGAUUUGCGAGAUCCUACGAGCACACAACUUGGUCCAGGAUGUAUACUACCCCAAAUGCAACCCGUCGAGGCAGUUUUACGAUGCAUGUCGUACUCAGAACGGUGGAUAUGGUGGGCUACUUUCUUUGACAUUCAAGAAGACGGAGCAAGCGAUAGCCUUCUACGACCGCCUCGAGACUGCGAAAGGACCAAGUUUGGGAACCAAUUUCACCCUGGUAUCUCCUUAUGUCAUUCUUGCGCAUUUCCUGGAGCUUGACUGGGCGGCCAAAUUUGGAGUUCCGGGCGACUUGAUCCGUAUUAGUGUUGGUUUGGAGGAUGCAGAGGAUCUGACGUCGAGGUUCACAGUGGCCUUGAAAGCCGCGGAAGAAUCUACCACAUGA